GUGAAUGCCAUGCCACUACUGGAGGAGGAGGAGUACGAGGCCCUGGCUGAUGCACGCUCCAAGCAGCGUGCGAUGCGCACAGCGGAACGUUCAGAAAAUGUUGAGGACGACGCGCCGUUGCACAAUUUGGCACAAAGGCUUGUUGACUUCGUUUCUUCGAAGUGGUUCGAGGGUGUCUUUGCCGCUGUCAUCAUCACGAAUUGCUUCUUUUUAGGCAUUUCCCUGGAGGUCUCCUCGCAGGAUUUAUCAUCAGAGCCUCCUCCGGGAUUCAAAGUCGUCGACUACUUCUAUGCUGCGCUCUUUGCAAUAGAGCUUAUUCUCAAAAUCAGCGUACAAGGUCAGAACUUCUUCUGCCUCUUGGCAGACAGGUCUGCCCUAUUCUGGAACUAUCUGGACUUGGUGAUUGUUGGAACAUCCAUCUUCGAGCUGGUCUUUGACCUGAUUCUGGCUUUUGAAUCUGAUGAGUCGGCAGCCCCUACGCAGACGCGUCUCUUGAGGAUCAUUCGGAUUAUUCGAGUGCUGCGUGUGAUGCGGGUCAUUAAGGUGGUCAAGUUCAUAUCUGCGCUGACCUCCCUGGUGUCAUCUAUUUUGUCCACUCUGAAAUCCCUACUGUGGAGCUUAGUGCUGUUGCUCAUGGUGAUGUAUGUGUUUGGCAUCCUUUUCACCGAUACGGUCAUUGGACACGUGAAGGAGAUGGGCUUGGAAGCGUUCGGGGAUUCGCAGCUCCUGAGACACUUCGGAUCGUUGCUUCUUCGCUGGUGA
Symbiodinium pilosum is the source of this 762-nucleotide messenger RNA. The record is from the annotation of a GenBank genome assembly. NCBI's taxonomy places the organism in Eukaryota, Dinophyceae, Suessiales, Symbiodiniaceae.